AUGAGUAACAACAGCAGAUUAACCAAGACAUUGGCUCGCUUUCAAGCACGAAUUGAAGCAGGCGACUUCUACGAGGCACAUCAGACGCUGCGGACCAUUGCCAAUCGUUACGUGCGGAGCAAGAACUACAACGAUGCCAUUGACCUGAUCACCCAAGGAGCUCUGGCAUUGCUUACUGCCAAACAAGGUGGAUCAGCCACAGAUCUUAUAUUCUAUUUACUAGAAGUCUACGACGUCGCCGAAAUCAGUGUCAGCGAGGUCUCCGUGGCGAGGCUAGUGCAACUUUUGGCCAAUAUAGACCCAGAAGAACCAAACGUCAAAGACGUGGUAACAGGAAUGAACAAUUGGUCGAUUAAGUUUGGAUCUUGUAAAUACGGCGAUCCAUAUCUGCAUGCUGUUAUCGGUUCCAAACUCGCUGACGGGGGCCACGUCUAUGAAGCAGAACGCUAUCUCGUUUUGGGAACCCACGACUCAGUGGACCAGUACAUAUCGCUUCUUUGGGAUUGGUACACGCAGAGUGGAGAUAUCAAAACCGCGGGGGACUUUUUCUCACGUCCAAUUUUCAAUUAUCUCUUCAUAGGAAAUCUUCAAAACGCAUAUGCCGUUAAAGAAAAGUUCUUGCGCAAAUUCAUUGAAUACACGGGCGCAAAGUUUGAAACAGUUACCAAAAAUGGAUUUGAGAUGUUCUAUUUCGACGACUACGCAGACCUAAAUUUCUUACAGCUGUUGAUUCUCACUUGUCAAACCAAAAACGCGGAUUUAUUCAAGAACCUCAAGGUUCAUUACGCGGGAUCCAUAGAACAAUACUCAAGCCAAUUGGAGUAUUUGGGCCAAGAAUAUUUCGGUAUCAAAAUUCAAAAGCCAGUUAACUUUAUGCAAGAUAUCAUGUCCGGUCUUUUGGGCGGUAAGUAA
Molecule: messenger RNA, 912 nt
Organism: Lachancea nothofagi CBS 11611
Lineage: Eukaryota; Fungi; Ascomycota; Saccharomycetes; Saccharomycetales; Saccharomycetaceae
Source: the annotation of a GenBank genome assembly